AUGAGUGUGUUUGAUCCUCUGGGAUUGUUAGCAGCGUUCGUGGUGCAAGGAAAAGUGUUAUUGCAAGAUGUAUGGCGUGCUGGAACAAAAUGGGAUGAAGAAAUUGAUGACCAAGGUUUUGCUAAAUGGAUACGAUGGACUGACCAAUUCCAAUUGAUUACGGAUCUGAGGAUUCCCAGGUGUUACUAUCCCAGCGCUACCGAUCUUCAGUACAAGUAUUUAGAACUCCACAUAUUUGCUGACGCCAGUGAAGACGCUUAUGCUGCAGUUGCCUUCUUUCGUAUUCCUGUUUCUCAUGAUUCCUUCCAAUGCUCGUUGGUUGCGGCUAAGACAAAAGUAGCUCCUCUGAAACACUGCUCCAUCCCUCGUUUAGAACUGCAGGCGGCAGUUUUGGCGACUCGUUUAGCAACGUUUAUCAAAGAAGGUCAUACCUUGACAAUUCACAAAAUAGUAUUCUGGUCAGACUCUAGCACAGUUUUGGCAUGUAUACGCUCUGAUCAUCGGCGGUAUAAACAAUUCGUUGCUUGUCGGGUUUCUGAGGUCUUAACGACAACUACGAUCGCUGACUGGCGGUGGAUAUCGACCAAACUUAACGUAGCAGAUCUAGCAACAAAAUGGGGUCAAGGAGGCCAACUGAAUUCAAGCAGUCCCUGGUUUCAGGGCCCUGAAUUCUUGAAAUUGGAUGAACAGCACUGGCCUAAACCGAAAUCAAUUUCAGCUACCAACGAAGAGAUGAAACUUUGUGGAAUACAUCAUGGUAUUACUGUUCCAGUACCUAUUAUUGACCCUUUACGUUAUUCGCGAUGGACUAGGAUGCUAAGAGUGACGGCGUACAUUUUACGAUACUUUAACAACGUCCAGAAGAAGAGGUCAAAGCUUAAUAGUAUUUAUCUCACUCGAGAUGAACUGCUGAACGCUGAAAAUUAUCUUUUUCGUUCCAUACAAUGGGAGGUGUAUCCAGAAGAAAUGUCAGUGCUGCUGUCGACCACAAAUGUUGGUGUAGAAAAGAAAAGUCCACUGUACAAGUUAUCCCCUUACGUAGAUGAGCACGGAGUGCUCAGAAUGGACGGACGGAUAGGAGCAGCUUAG
This is a messenger RNA of Uranotaenia lowii, 1089 nucleotides long. RefSeq lists its product as uncharacterized. The record is from RefSeq and is a predicted model, not a curated record. NCBI's taxonomy places the organism in Eukaryota, Metazoa, Arthropoda, Insecta, Diptera, Culicidae. The transcript has a single exon. Bases 1 to 1089 code for a protein of 362 amino acids.